Messenger RNA from Paramecium octaurelia, 1164 nucleotides. Lineage: Eukaryota; Ciliophora; Oligohymenophorea; Peniculida; Parameciidae. The record is from the annotation of a GenBank genome assembly.
AUGAAAACAUUUGUCUUGAUUGUUCUCUUAGGAGUGGCACUUGGAGUAUAAGUUAAUGAAUAAGCAACAAUUCUGUAAGAAGCUCUAACAAACAAUUUGAAGGCCACAAGUAUGGGCAGAGCAGUUCUUGCUAUGGUGGAAUUGGGUUCACCUAAUUUCAAUCCCUUAUUUGAUGCGUUGGAAGCUUGGGCUUCACUUAUUGAAGUAAAUAUAUUGAUUAAUUUCAGCAAACCAUAGCCGAUGAAAAUUCAUCAUAUGGAGCAUUUGUCUAAUAAGUAGAAACAGAAGAAACAAAUUAUAAAGCUCUUAUUGCUCAAUACGAAAGCGAAUUGGCUGAAUACAAUAUUCAAAUUAGAGAGAUCUUAAAGUCAAGAAUCUCUCUAGAAGAAGACCUAGAAAAGACUAGAAACGAAUUAGGAGCCACUAAACAACAAAAAGCCAACAUUGAGAAUUAAUAAAGAUAAGAUUCAGCUGAUUUCAAAACAAGAACCAGCUAGUUGAGUGCUGCUAUUGUCGUGAUCGAUGAAGCAUUGAAAGUAUUAGACAAAGCAAAAUGUAAAUCAUCUAUUAAUGAUAGAUUCAUCAUUUGUUGAGGAAGAUGCUAAAUAAUUAUCCUCUUUAGUCUCAGGAACACCAGAAUUGCAUACUUUAUUACUUCAAUUAAAUACUGAAGAUUACAAGAGUGCAUAAAACUUAUAAAAGUAUUCAUUCUCACUCACAUUUUUAGAGUCAUCAAUUUAUUACAAAACAUUAGAGAUUAAUUUAACUAAAAUAUUCAGACAUUACAAGCAGGAUUCACAGCAGCCUAACAAUAAGCUUAAGAUUUGUUUGAAUUAUUGAAUGCUAAAAUUGAUUCUUUAGUCAAAGAAGUUAUACCAUAAUUGUAAUAGGAUAUCUAAGGAAAGGAUAGUAAGAAUUUGCUCUAUAUUAAGGUGAAAUUGAUUCAAGAAGAUAAUUAGCUAAUGAAGCCUAAGCAAAUUUGGAUUCUGCAAAAGAAAGUUUGAGAUAAUCAAUUUAAGAGAAAGGAUUAGCAACUAAUAGCCAUAACAUUCUAAUUUCUGAAUAUCACAGCAAUUUAGAUACUGUAGCUGAAUGCAUUAGUGCUCUACAUGGAAGCGGAAUUUAAAGAUAAUGAAAUAGAUACAUAAUAAUAAAUAAUUUUAC